AUGAAGGCCCUGGGCGCCGUGGGCGCCGCGCAGGUCCUGGUGGCGCUGGUGGCUGCGGCUCUCUGCGGCCCGCGCCCCCGGCUCGGCGUCAGCGCCGCCUUGAACUCAGUCCUCCACUCCAACGCCAUCAAGAACCUGCCCCCGCCGCUGGGCGGCGCUGCGGGGCACCCGGGCUCGCCUGUCAGCGUGGCCCCGGGGAUCUUGUACGACGGGGCCAACAAGUACCAGACCAUUGACAGCUACCAGCCCUACCCGUGCGCGGAGGACGAGGAGUGCGGCACCGAGGAGUACUGCGCCGGCCCCGCCCGCGGAGGGGGUGCGGGCCCGCAGGUCUGCCUGGCCUGCAGGAAGCGCCGCAAACGCUGCAUGCGCCACGCCAUGUGCUGCCCAGGCAACUACUGCAAGAACGGAAUAUGCAUGCCAUCGGAUCACAAUCAUUUCCAACGAGGGGAAAUCGAGGAAACCAUUAUCGAAAGCUUUGGCAAUGAGCACAGCACCCUGGAUGGGUACACCAGAAGAACGACACUGUCCUCAAAAAUGUAUCACACGAAAGGACUAGAAGGGUCUGUCUGUCUCCGAUCAUCGGAUUGUGCUACAGGGCUGUGCUGCGCUAGACACUUCUGGUCCAAGAUCUGCAAACCUGUCCUCAAGGAAGGUCAAGUGUGCACCAAGCACAGGAGAAAGGGCUCCCAUGGGCUGGAGAUAUUCCAGCGCUGUUACUGCGGAGAAGGUCUGUCUUGCCGGAUACAGAAAGAUCACCAUCAAGCCAGCAAUUCUUCUCGGCUUCACACCUGCCAGAGACACUAA
Messenger RNA from Pipistrellus nathusii (Nathusius's pipistrelle), 807 nucleotides. NCBI's taxonomy places the organism in Eukaryota, Metazoa, Chordata, Mammalia, Chiroptera, Vespertilionidae. The record is from the annotation of a GenBank genome assembly.